Molecule: messenger RNA, 1919 nt
Organism: Solea senegalensis (Senegalese sole)
Lineage: Eukaryota; Metazoa; Chordata; Actinopteri; Pleuronectiformes; Soleidae
Gene: nipal4
Product: NIPA like domain containing 4
Exons: 10
Coding region: 178-1449 (423 amino acids)
Biological process (GO): magnesium ion transport
Cellular component (GO): membrane
Molecular function (GO): magnesium ion transmembrane transporter activity
Source: RefSeq, a predicted model, not a curated record
AGGUGACGCUCAGUCUGAGGAGGAGAAGCCGUCAUCACGUCCUGUUUCUCUGCUGCUGCUGCUGCUGGCGACAACACACACACACACAGCGGUUUUCCCUGCAUUUCUAUUUUUUAAAACUAAGGAUUUACUCGUGUUUCUUCGCCUUUCUUCGUUUAUUGUCGUCGAAGCGACACGAUGAGAGAUGUUCACGUGGACAACGAGACGCUGUGCAGCGCAGGUUCACUGUUGACUGUGUGGUGUGGCUCCCACUCUGCUGUGUGUGUGAUCACUGGAGACAAAACACACGACAACACACACCUGAACGAUAGCAACAACACAACAGUGUGUGUGUCUCCAGGCUCUCCUUAUAACCACUGGCUGGGUUUGACUCUGGCUCUACUCUCAGCCGUCCUCAUUGGUUCCAGCGUCAUUCUGAAGAAGAAAGCUCUGCUACGAUUGGCCGACGCCGGUCACACCAGAGCAGGUCAUGGAGGUCAUGGUUAUCUGAAGGACUGGUUGUGGUGGGGAGGCCUGUUAACCAUGGGAGCAGGUGAAGUGUGUAACUUUGUGGCGUACAUGUUUGCUCCGGCGACGCUGGUCACGCCUCUGGGCGCUCUGAGCGUGCUCAUCAGUGCAGUUCUCUCCUCCUACCUGUUGGGGGAGGUGUUGAACGUGAUUGGGAAGUUCGGCUGUCUGCUGUGCGUGCUGGGAAGCGUCCUGCUGGUCCUCCACGCUCCGGAGGAACAGGAAGUGACAUCGCUACAGGAUAUGACCGGCAAGCUGCUCAAGCCUGGGUUCCUGGUGUACGUCUCUGCAGUCUUGUUGCUCUGUCUCGUGCUCGUCUUGUAUUUCUCUCCACGUUACGGUCAGUCAAACAUCCUGGUCUACAUCGGCGUGUGCUCGCUGCUCGGCGCCUUCACCGUGUCCUCGGUGAAAGGCCUCGCCAUCGUCAUCAACACAGUGGUUUAUGACAUUUCAGUGCUCGCUCACCCUCUCUCGUGGAUCCUGCUUGUGAGUCUCGUUGUCUCCAUAGUAACCCAGGUGAACUACCUGAACAAGUCUCUGGACUCCUUCAACACUCUGCUGGUUUAUCCGAUCUACUACGUCCUCUUCACGUCCGUCGUCCUCUCCACCUCCAUCAUCCUCUUCCAGGAGUGGAGGAGCAUGGUGGCCGUGGAUGUGGUCACCACGCUCGGAGCCUUCUUGGUCAUCGUGGUGGGCGUGGCCAUGCUCCACCUCUUCAGGGAGCUACAGAUGACGAUGAAGCAGCUGACCAAUCAGCUGUCUCAGCCAGUGGAGAGGGAGGGGCUUGCAGAGGAGGCAUUGCCCCAUGAAGGAGAAGGGGGAAGAAGAAGAGAAGGAGGGAGGAGCAAAAAAGAGGACAAAUACGGACUGAUGGACAACAUGGUGAUCGAGAGUCUUCCUCCGAUGAGAGAGGACGGACCGAGGGUCUUCAUCAUCAGCUGAGACGGACGGACGGACGGAGACGCAGGUUUGAGGUCGACCACAUUUCAAAUUUGCCUGAAAAUCUGAAGCGAAACAAAUGUCAAAAAUCCACAUGGAGACUUGUGUCCAACAUCUGAAACACAUCAAUAAAACAUCAGCUCCUGAGACACGACGACAAAUUAUUACCGACACGUACGCAAGUCCACAACGACAGAGAGACACAAGGACUCGUCUUUUGUCUCUUUGACUGAAGUAUUACAGGGACAAAAAACUUUUUCACUGAAACUUGAUCAAAUAUUUUGGGGUUUUUUGUUCAAAGGAAAAUGAGGAGAAAUGUUUCAAACAAAGUUUUAUUUCAAUAAACAACUCAAUAUUUAUUUCCUCUGCUUUAAAUAUAAAUCUGUAUACAUGUUUUUUUAUUAUGAUUCUAUCACAUUAUAGAUUGUGCAUUUACUGAUAUUUACAUGAACAUUAAAGUUAUUCAAAAAUAA